AUGACUUCCAAAGAUUAUCCAUCAUUGUGGGGUUUUGGAACAACAAAAACAUUUAAAAUCCCUGUGGAACAUUUGGAUUUCAAGUAUAUUGAAAAAUGUUCAGAUGUUAAACACUUGGAAAAAAUUCUUUGUGUGCUCAGGUCUGGAGAGGAAGGGUAUUAUCCUGAACUCACAGAAUUUUGUGAAAAUCGUCUUAAAGCAUUGGCUCCUGAAAGUCGAGCUUUAAGAAAAGAUAAACCUGCAUCAACAGCAUCCAGUUUCACAGCAGAAGAAUGGGAAAAAAUUGACAGUGAUAUAAAGAAUUGGGUAUCAGAAAUCACAAAAGAAGAAAAUAAAAUACAUGCUUAUGAAACCACGACAUUUUCAGCAGAAGGUAACUUGCCUCCAGUACGGAGUUCAAACAGCCGACUUCACAUUAGUAAGGAAAAAAAUUCUAAAAAUAGACCAGCUAAAAAGAAAAUGCCAAGGGAUUAUGCAGAGUGGGAUAAAUUUGAUGUGGAAAAGGAAUGUUCAAAAAUUGAUGAUGAUUACAAAGAAAAGACUGUGGUAAACAACAAGUCACAUUUGUCUAAGAUUGAGACAAGAAUAGAUAUAGCAGGUUUAACUGAGUUAGAAAUCACUUCUCUUGCUAUUCGUGAAAAAGAAAAAGGAAAUGAAGCUUUCAACUCAGGAGAUUUUGAAGAGGCUGUGAUGUAUUAUACAAGAAGCAUCUCAGUGCUUCCCACUGCAGUGGCUUAUAAUAAUCGUGCUCAAGCAGAACUCAAACUACAGAACUGGAACAGUGCUUUUCAAGAUUGUGAAAAGGUCUUAGAGCUGGAACCUGGAAACUUAAAGGCUCUUCUGCGCCGUGCCACUACAUACAAACAUCAGAAUAAACCUCAGGAAGCUUUAGAAGAUUUGCGUAAAAUACUACAGGUGGAACCUCAUAAUGAGUUGGCCAAAAGUGGCAUAGACGUUUCCCAGAUAGGAUUAGGCAGUAACUCAAAGACCACAGAAGAGCAUUUUACCUGUAACUCGCAUGAGUCCGCGGAGCCGGCGGGAGCCGAGCGCGCCUCGGAGCCGCGCGCCAUGGGCAACAUCCAGAAGAAGCUGACCGGCAGGAGCGACGGAGGCAAGCGGUCCGAGAGGGGUGCCCCGCGGCGGGGUCGGGCUCCGGGCGCCAGCGCGGACGGUGUAAAUGCAGAGGAGCUGAGUAUCUUAUAUUCAAAUAGAGCAGCCUGUUGCCUGAAAGAAGGAAACUGCAGUGACUGUAUUAAGGAUUGUAACAGCUCUCUGGAACUUCAUCCAUUUUCACUCAAACCUCUCCUACGACGAGCAACGGCCUAUGAAACUUUAGAGCAGUAUCGGAAGGCUUAUGUGGAUUAUAAGAUAGUGUUGCAGAUAGACUACGGAGUCCAGAUAGCAAAUGACAGUAUUAACAGAAUAACAAGAAUUUUAAUGGACUUGGAUGGACCAACGUGGAGGGAGAAACUGUCACCCAUUCCUACUGUGCCCACUUCUGUACAAUUUCGAGGUUGGCAGCCUGCAGCAGAACUGUCUCCAGACCAGGUGGGAGAUUCUUGUAGCCAUCGCCAACCCAGUCUUACAGAUGAAAAACGGUUUAAAACCCUUAAGGAAGAAGGAAACCAAUGUGUAAAGGACAAAAACUAUAAAGGUGCCCUUAGUAAAUACAGUGAAUGCUUAAAGAUUAACAAUAAGGAAUGUGCCAUUUACACAAACAGAGCGCUCUGUUACUUGAAGCUGUGCCAAUUUGAAGAGGCAAAGCAGGACUGUGAUCAGGCCCUUCAGAUAGAUGACGGGAAUGUGAAAGCUUGUUAUAGACGAGCGCUUGCUCACAAAGGACUCAAGAAUUAUCAGAAAAGUUUAAAUGAUCUCAAUAAAGUUCUCCUACUUGACUCAAAUAUUGCUGAGGCAAAGAUGGAACUGGAAGAAGUAACCAGAUUCCUUAAUAUUAAGGAUAACACAUCAUGUCACAAAGAAAAGGAGAGAAGGAAAAUUGAGAUUCAAGAGGUGAAUGAAGACCACGAACAGGAACCUCACAGAACCUUACAGGAGAUCUCCAAAGACUAUCUAGCUUCUGAGAAGGGGGACCCAAGCAGUGAGCCAAAUGAAUACUAUGAAAAACUACUGACUGCUAAGCCUAACAAUGCUUAUGAAUUUGGUCAGGUUAUAAAUGCCAUCAGUAGUAGGAAAGAUAAAGAAGCUUGUGCACACCUUUUAAGAAUCACUGAACCAAAAGAUUUACCAAUGCUGUUGAGUAACAAACUUGAAGCAGAUACAUUGCUCCUCCUCAUUCAGUCUCUGAAAAGUAAUCUUAUAGAUAUUGAUCCUUCAUUGGUAUAUCAACAUCUUUUACAUCUAAGUAAAGCAGAGAGGUUUAAGAUGAUGUUGACACUAAUUAGUAAAGGCCCAAAGGAACAAAUUGAACAACUAUUUGAUGACCUCUCACAUUCACCAAGUGAACAUUUUACUUUAGAAGAUGUACAAGCCUUAAGAAGGCAGUAUUAUUGCUAGAUAUCUUCCAUGCAUGUAUGUUCCAGCAAUGGUAAUGAGACAGAUGGUAUAGUUGGUGUUUCAUGGGUAAAAUCUCACUAAGAACAGAUACCUCGGUUUAGACUAUAAACUAUUUUACUUAUUUUUAUAUAAAGAACAUGUAUAUUCUAUAAUCUCCCUUUUGUUAG
Molecule: messenger RNA, 2681 nt
Organism: Condylura cristata (star-nosed mole)
Lineage: Eukaryota; Metazoa; Chordata; Mammalia; Eulipotyphla; Talpidae
Gene: SPAG1
Product: sperm associated antigen 1
Exons: 18
Coding region: 1-2514 (837 amino acids)
Biological process (GO): axonemal dynein complex assembly
Cellular component (GO): cytosol
Molecular function (GO): protein binding
Source: RefSeq, a predicted model, not a curated record